Messenger RNA from Phragmites australis (common reed), 1374 nucleotides. RefSeq lists its product as uncharacterized. The coding region runs from base 207 to 1091 and encodes 294 amino acids. The transcript is spliced from 2 exons. Lineage: Eukaryota; Viridiplantae; Streptophyta; Magnoliopsida; Poales; Poaceae. The record is from RefSeq and is a predicted model, not a curated record. Gene Ontology annotation, cellular component: plasma membrane.
AAGAAAACACUGGGCAUUUUGAUCCGCCGAAUCUUUGGUAAGGCGCUGUCAGUUGGAACCGACGCGCGAGUGCUGUCAUCGCCUCUGCUGCCGUUUCAACGUCCCACGGACUGUCAGUUAGAUCCCAAAUCACCGUCGCCUCCCCCCUCGCCGAAACAAAAGCGAACCACCGACUGAGCCGCGCCGCCGCCGCCGCCGCAUCCAGCAUGCAGCCCUCCUCCUCCUCCCCGUCGUCGUCCUCCCACCCUCCCGACCACCCCAACUCCAAGCCCCCGCCCCCUCCGCCCCCCGCCAUGGGCUACCCCGCCAACCCCACCCCCACCCCCAACCCCAACCACGCCGCCUACUUCGCCGCGCCGCCGCCUCCCCCCGCCAACGGCAACGCCGCGGCCUUCGGCGUCGCGUACCCGUACCCCGCUCCCCCUCACAACCACCCGGCCCCGCCGCACCCCUACCACCACAACCCUUACCCCCCGCCGCCCCAUCACUACUACCCUCCCCACCCGCCGCCACCCACCUGCCUCCGCCGCCUCCUCGUGCUCGUCGUCGGCGCCUUCCUUCUCCUCGGCGCCGCCACCUUCAUCGUCUGGCUCCUCCUCCGCCCUCGCGUACCUGUCUUCUCCCUCACCUCCCUCACCCUCUCCCGCGUCGCCUACUCCCCCACCAACUCCACCCUCUCCGCCUCCUUCGACGCCGCGCUCCUCGCUGCCAACCCCAACUCCAAGCUCUCCGUCACGUACUUCUCCCCGCUCGCAUCCGUCUCCUUCGUCCCCUCCUCCCCGAUCGCCGUCGCGUCCCUGCCCCCCUUUUCACAGGUCCCCCGCAACACCACCACGCUCGCCUUCCGCCUCGUCGCUGAUGAUGCCUACGUGGGGCCUGAUGAUGCGUCCGCGCUCAAGAGCGGGACGGGGGGCACGGUGGAGGUUGAGGUCAGGCUGGUGGCCGUGGCAGUGUUCGAUCGUGGAGGCUGGCGCACGCGGCGAAGGGUGGUGAGGGUUACGUGCGAUGGCGUGCCGGUCGUUUUCCGCGGGAAAAACUCCACAGAGUCAGCAUUCAAUGGGCCGGCAAGGCGGUGUGAUGUCGUGUUGUGAAGGCGUGGCAUUGUGUUGGGUUAGUGUGAUUCUAAUGCGGAGGUUUCCGAUCGUACAAUGUGUCACCUUGAUUUGGGUUUCAAGGAGCAAGGAUUUGUUUUUUAUCCAUGCCCUUAUUCAUGCACGCCACUGGUUCAUAUGGGUGAAAGCAGAGAGGAAAUGGUAUUGUGGGAAUGUCAAUGGCAGUGUGAUGUUGGAGUCAAAUGUCAAUGUGGUGUGAGUAUGAUACUAUAAAUGGAGAAAAGAAUACUGAAGAGCCCAACAUAUGUUGGAGUUGGACUAA